Messenger RNA from Polyodon spathula (Mississippi paddlefish), 4741 nucleotides. Its product is annotated as MORC family CW-type zinc finger protein 3-like. Gene Ontology annotation, cellular component: nucleus; PML body. The record is from RefSeq and is a predicted model, not a curated record. Lineage: Eukaryota; Metazoa; Chordata; Actinopteri; Acipenseriformes; Polyodontidae. The transcript is spliced from 18 exons. Gene Ontology annotation, molecular function: zinc ion binding; ATP hydrolysis activity. Bases 13 to 2877 code for a protein of 954 amino acids.
UCAUUCGGAAAGAUGGCUGCGCAAACAGAUAAUGGGAUCCCCUUGAGUGCGCUUUGUCCAAAGUUUCUGCAUACAAAUUCUACCAGUCACACCUGGCCCUUUAGUGCCAUUGCUGAAUUGAUAGAUAACGCAUAUGAUCCAGAUGUGAAUGCUAAGCAGCUGUGGAUUGACAAGACACUGAUUAAUGGUCAAACCUGUUUGACUUUCAUGGAUAAUGGAAAUGGAAUGGAUCGGGACAAGAUGCACAAAAUGUUGAGCUUUGGCUUCAGUGACAAACUUGCUGUGAAGGGCCAUGUUCCAGUUGGAUUAUAUGGAAAUGGAUUUAAGUCUGGUUCUAUGCGCCUGGGAAGAGAUGCACUCGUUUUCAGUAAAAACGGCACAAGCAUGAGCAUAGGCUUUCUGUCUCAGACCUAUCUUGCAGCCAUCAAAUCAGAGAAUGUGGUUGUACCUAUAGUAACCUACUACCUGGGCCAACGGAAGAGCAGAGAAGAAUCCCAGGCAAGUUUAAAUGCAAUACUGCAGUAUUCGCUGUUCAAUUCUGAAAGGGCACUCAUUUCAGAACUGGAAGCCAUUAUAGGGCAGCGUGGAACAAGGAUCAUUAUUUGGAAUUUAAGAAAGUCUAAUGAAGGGAAAACUGAAUUUGAUUUUGAUGCUGACAAAUAUGACAUCAGGAUCCCAGCUGACGUGUUGGAUAACAUAAAUGAGAACUACAAAAGGCAGGAAAGAUUGGACCAGACUGUUCCGGAGAGUGACUACUCAUUACGGGCCUACUGCAGUAUCUUGUACCUGAAACCCCGGAUGCAGAUUAUUCUCAAUGGACAAAAAGUGAAAACACAACUGAUUUCUAAAAGUCUUGCAUACAUUCAAAAAGAUACCUACAAACCAUCAUUUCUGAAAAACAAAAAUGUUGUCAUGACUUUUGGCUAUAACACAAAGAGCAAGGAGCAGUAUGGUAUUAUGAUGUACCAUAGAAACCGCCUCAUUAAAGCCUAUGUGAGGGUUGGAGGUCAGCUCAAGGCCAGCCACGAAGGUGUGGGGGUAAUUGGGGUUGUUGAGUGCAAUUUUUUGAAACCAACUCAUAAUAAACAGGAUUUUGACUACACCAAUGAAUACAGACUAACCAUGCAAGCAUUGGGUACUAAACUCGGAGAUUAUUGGAAUGAAACUACAUACAAACGAAAGAGAGAAGACCCAACCAGCAGUGUACCAUUAGAGGAUACAAAGAAACGCCCUGAUCAGAACUGGGUGCAGUGUGAUGGUUGUUUGAAAUGGAGAAAACUUCCUGAUGGCAUUGAUCCAGACAGACUGCCUGAAAAGUGGUACUGCCAUAUGAACCCCAAUACACAGUUUAGGAACUGCUCUGUAGAGGAAGAACCGGAAGAUGAGGAUGAAAUCCAUGUCACCUAUGAGAAAACCUACAGACAGGAGAAGAGUAAUAGGAUCAGACAGGAGCUAACUAGACAGCAGAUGGACGAAGAAAAGAGGAAAUCAGAAAUUAAAACAAUGUUUUCAAAACUCAGAAAAGAAAAAGAAGCACUGCAAAGGGAUCAUGAGGCCCUGAAGAGAAGAUUGAGUGAGAAUAAUUGCAGAAUAACAAUACCCAGUCAGAGCUUGUCUGCCGUUGCUGCUUCAGGCAGUAACAACACAACCUUGCAGAUCAUUGAUGUCCGAUCGUUGGCUGCUAUGAGAAGUCCAAGCAUUAAACGAACAAUGCCUGUGGACACCGGCGACCUGAAUUUGAAGAAGAUGAAAUUGAACGGAGUCAACGAGGAGGUGGAAACCUCCAUAGAAGACAAUGAUAUUGUUAUAGUUGAGACAAAGAGCACCCCAAAACCCUGUAGGAAGCUUGACAUUUCCAGGGUCAAAGUGGAACGCAUGGAUAGCCUGGAGCCCAUCGGCAUGCGCAUGGAAUGCUCCGAUGACAGCCACUUGGAGUCAGAGAAUGGAUGCCCCAGUGCCUCCUCUCCUCUGGAACAAUGCAUGUCCAUAACGACUCAAACAGAAGACAAACCCCACUUGAUCCCAAAAGAGGAGGACAAUCUUCCUCGGGAUGCUAUAGAGGUGAAGGAGAAGGUAAACAACGAUGAAGAGCGUUGGAAGAAAACCCUGUUGGCGGCUCAGGUGCAGCAGGAUGAGCUAUUAGUGCUAUUAGACACCACAUCCCAGGAAAGGGAUGACUAUAAGAAUCAGGUUCACACUUUGACAUGCCAGAUAACCGAUUUACAGACACGGCUUCAGGAAUUACAGCAGAAGUACUUGAAGAAAGAAGUCUGCCAUCAAUACACUGAGAUCGACUGCCAGAUUCUGGGAGAGAUGACAAUGCCAGGGUCAGACUUUUGCCGGCUGAACCAAGUGGAGAUGGCAAAAGUUUAUGAGCAAACACUGAAGGAGAUGGAGGGGUUGAGGGAGCAAUGCAAAGUGCAGCAGAUUGUGAAAGCUGAUUGCAGUAAAUGUGCUUUGUCAGAGAAACCUAACAAUAAUGAUGAUGAACUAGCCUUACAGCUAGAUGACCUGUUCAGACAGCUGGAUAAGUGUAUGCAGGAAAAUAAAGCAUACAAGGCUGAACUCGAGGUGCUUCAGCAGGAGAAAGCUCAGGUCAUGCCACAGUGUGAAGAGUUAAGGAAGACCAUUGAAAAUCUGAGAUCUGAAAAGCAAAAAAGUCACGAAAACAAGGGCUGCAGUUCAGCUAUGCCUGAGGGUGUCAUGGGCAACUCUGAAGAGAGUUGGAGACUAAGGUCCCUUCGGAUUAGCGUAGGGAAGUUGCUGGUGAGCUUUGUUCCAGCUUUGGAUUUGCAGCAAGUGAACUAUGAGAGUGAUGUUAUUGAUGAGAUUUUGGACCAGGUGCUGGAUCAAGUGACGUUAACCAGUUCAAUAUGAAAAACCACAAAGAAAACCAGCCACUCUGCCUUGCAGACAAAGGCAUCUCUUCUUUUACAAGAAGUGAUCUGUUUCUGUUGUUGUUGUGUUGUGUUUUUUUUUUUUUUUUUUUUUUGAGAAUUUAAACUGUUGUUAAUGAAUGUAAAUCAACCAGAGUGCAUUGUACUUUAUACCUUUUUGUUAUUUUUCUGUUGUGAUUCUGACUUAUCAGUAAAAUCUGAUUUGUUUUUUUUUAUUACUUCAGGUUUAAAUGAAUACAAACUAGUCUUAAGUUUUCUGAAGAACAUAAGAGAAAAUUGAAAUUGAAAAAUUAAUGUCUGAAUACAAGUAAUUCCUGGUAGACAAAUAUAUUGGCCAGUAUCUUUUCCAUGUCACUAAAAUAUUUGGAUUAGAUGCCAGAACUUUAAUUAUUGUUUUGUUUAUAUGUUGAUUGGAGAGGAUAAGACAAUUAACAUCUGAAAAUAACAGUACAAUAAAUUCAUUAUAGAAUGUCUGUAGGUACACAGAACAAAGUAGAAUGUCUCAUGGCAAAUUUCAUACAUUUUUAUUCUAAGAAAAGCUAUUUUUUAUGCUUUAUUUUAAUUGAUGCUGUAAAUAGAAAUAUUUUUAUAUUUAACUAGUCAUGAAUCUUCCAACCUGAAACAGUACAGAGUUUGAAACAUUUCAUUUGUAUUUCAAACAAUGCGGUAGAUGACCUUAUCUUUUCAAAUCCUCUACCUUACCAAUGGCGGUAAGGGCUUUCACGUUUUAAAAACAAGUUGCCUAAAGGAUGGUCAUUGUUUAAUAUAGUAUAGUAAUAUGUUAAAAAAAUUACUGCCACUUGGGUAUUUGUUCAUGUUAAACAAGUUAAAAUUUAAAAUGGACAGGUUAAAAGAAUAAAAUAAAAAAUAAAAAAUUACACCACAAAUGACCAUUAAGGGCACAUGUUUUGUAUAGAAAGACAAUGUCCGAACAUCAUUAAAUUUACAGUUACAUGCAUGCAGUUUAUACUGCAAUUAAAGGUACUAUACUGGAAAACAGCAUUCACAGUACAUUUAUGUACUGUGCUGUAUUUCAAGCAGUAAAAAAAAAAAAAAAACUGCAAACUGUCCACUUGCAACACUUGUUGGAUGUUGUAACUACAACUGUUUCUGACUUUAUAAAUGUGGAGAACAUGCAACAUACCAUAGCUACAAAAAACAAUCAUGUAAAUCACUUCAAGAUAAACUAUGAGGAUUAACCUGGCAAUUCUUCCCGUAUUAAUCCCUGUUUACAUUGUCUCAUGGUUACUCUGGUCAGUCCUGUCUGAUCCAACAGUAAAAUUUUUUUUUUUUUUUUUUAAACUUUGUUUGACCGUGUAAAGUUACUUUCAUACAAGUACAAUAGGUAUUAAACCACAUAGUUCAGGCUCGGAACUGAAAGAAGUUCUAUAACCAGCUGUAUUUAGUAAUGAAGUUGCUCUUUUGGUGUUCCCUCCUGCACAUUUACUGUUCUAACUUUUAAGAAUGUAGAAAGGGCAUGCCUUUUCUUUUUUUGUAUUCCUGGGACCACUUUCGUGUUUAAAAUGUGUUGCAUUAACAAAAGUACAAUUUCCAUUUCUUCUUUUAUACAUGUUCUCUUGAGCAUUUUUUUUGUUAAAUUUGUAUUCUUGGAAUGCUGUUCACCAGACUUGCAGAGACUGAAAAAAUACAUUGUACGUCUGUACCAGGCUUUUAAAUGUUAAAGGGUUGUGUAAUAGUUUUAUUUUUACAGGUUAACUGUAACUUAAAAUCUCUGUACAGCAAUUUAUUUGUAAAUCAGUGUGUUUUGAUUUUAUUGUGAUGUUGUUGUUAUGCCUUUUAUGUUUAUAAGAUUCUUUAUUGAAUUAAAUUAAAGGUUCAAGUGC